This is a messenger RNA of Naegleria fowleri, 1089 nucleotides long. RefSeq lists its product as uncharacterized. The record is from RefSeq and is a predicted model, not a curated record. Bases 1 to 1089 code for a protein of 362 amino acids. Gene Ontology annotation, molecular function: phosphatidylinositol transfer activity. NCBI's taxonomy places the organism in Eukaryota, Heterolobosea, Eutetramitea, Acrasida, Naegleriidae. The transcript is spliced from 2 exons.
AUGUUGCGCUUGAAAACCGAAUCCUCAUCAUCAUCCUCAUCAUCGGCAUGCAAUCAUUUUGAAUUGACGGAUUUUCCUGAGCUCGAGAAAGUGAGGAGCCUUCAUAAAACAUACACCAAAGAUGCCACUCAAGAGCAGUUAGAUUUAAUGGACGGAGUGUUGGUGUUGUUGGUGAGAGUUUUGGUUCAGGAUGGAGAGAGUAUUGUUGCUGCUUCAUCGACAACAACGGAUCAAAAUAGAGAUGAUGCUACUACAGACGGUAAUAAUACUACUACUAGCUCUUCAGUUACGAAUUCUGCCCUUCGUGUGGCAAAAGCUUUGAAAACAUCAAGAGAUAUUCCUCAAGUGGUAAAACAAGAGAAGAAUACAUUGAAACCAAUGAGCGCUGAGGAGUUUAAUGUGUUGAGAGGGAAAUUAUUGGACGAUUUUGCAAUUUAUAGAUAUUUGAGAGGUCAUGCUUGGGUAUUGGAUGAAAGUACUCGGUUGAUUAUUAAAAUGUUGAAUUGGAGACACGAAUAUAAACCUGAAAAUAUUCGAUUUGAAGAGUUUUUGGAAACAACAGCCAAAUCAAAAAUGUUUAUUGACACUGGUUAUGCCUCUGAUAAUGGAAUGCCACUGUUUUACAUGUGGGUUGCAAGAGACUUACUCGAUAACUCUGACGAGAAUAAGAGUCUAAAAUUCCGUCACUUAAUUUAUUUACACGAAAGAAAUUUCAUUCGUGAAGGCCGUUUCAAAGACGAUAAUUUCCAAAUGAAUUGGGUUGUUGAUGUUUCUGGUAUUUCUUUAAAUUUAGUGAGACGAAUGAAAGACAUUUUUGACGACAUUGGGUUCUAUUAUCCAGAGCGAUUAGGACGAGUGUUUGUAUUGAAUGCACCAUGGACCAUUAACUUGAUUUGGGCCUUCCUUUCACCUUUCUUGUCUGAAGAAUUAAAGGCCAAGUACAUGAUGAUCAAGAUGGAUGAGCUCAAAAACAAGAUUGGCCCAGAUCAUUUGCCAACUGAAUUUGGUGGAAAUUUACAAAUUGAUUGGGAUGCUUAUCAUUCCCAACUCAUGAAGGAAGACAAUGAACGAUUAGGAGAGAAGAAAUAA